Messenger RNA from Lethenteron reissneri (Far Eastern brook lamprey), 4743 nucleotides. RefSeq names its product putative zinc finger protein 286B. Gene Ontology annotation, biological process: regulation of transcription by RNA polymerase II. The record is from RefSeq and is a predicted model, not a curated record. Gene Ontology annotation, molecular function: RNA polymerase II cis-regulatory region sequence-specific DNA binding; DNA-binding transcription factor activity, RNA polymerase II-specific. Lineage: Eukaryota; Metazoa; Chordata; Hyperoartia; Petromyzontiformes; Petromyzontidae. Gene Ontology annotation, cellular component: transcription regulator complex; PcG protein complex; chromatin.
GGUCAAGUCACGUAGGUAUAAAAUAAAAUAAUAUAUUUUAUUUUAUACCUACGUGACUUUACCGAAUAAAACCAAAGAGUAUGGAUCCCUGCAGUCACGAAAACUUCAAAUCUAGAAAGAUGAUUCGACCCUGGAGUCGCUGACAUUGAUUAAUCUGUCACUGUAUCCGGGUUGUGUCUGGGCUCUGCGAUUGUCUUUUUUCGUCUGGAAUAUUCUGACGUUCAGCCCCGCUUUUUAAAAUAAAGCCGCGAGGUUUCCCGCCUUCGACCUCGCAUCUCCUGCGCGCGGGUCGUGGCGGCUCGCCGUGGGUUUCCUGCCUCAGAGAUCACGGAGACCGAGGUACUAGGCCCAAGCCACGGUGUUUCCUAGAUUCCCUGCCCGGGACCGUGGUGCCCGAGCCCGGUUGGGAACGCGAUUAGAAAGCACAGCAGAGCCUCUGCUUGUCCAAAGGAGCUUUUGCUGGCCGGAUAAAAGUGGGGUGAACGGGCGCUGCACUGAAGGAUGUUGAGUUGAUUGGAAUUGCCGGAGGGAAGAGGAGCGACGCUGACAACAACGAGGAAAGCGUCAGUUCCUCUGUCGCGCUGCAGAAGCGAGCACAUGGAGUGGAUAUAACUCGCCAGCCUGGCAUUAAUUGGCACCAAUGUUCAUACAGCACGGAUCACAAUGUCUGCAUGAAGAAGCACCAGAGGGCACACACGGGAGAGAACCCAUGCCAGUGCACUGUGUGUGGGAAGGCAUUUGCACAGUCAUCGCAUCUUCAUGAUCACCAGAGAACACACAUGGGGGAGAAGCCCUUCAAGUGCACUGUGUGUGAGAAGGCAUUUGCAGAAUUAGACCAAAUACUCAAACAUCAGCAAACACACAGGGGUGAAACACCCAUAAAGUGCGCUCUGUGUGGGAAAACGUAUGCAAAGUCAUCACAUCUUUACAGACACCAGACAACACACAUGGAUGAGAAGCCCUUCAAAUGCACCGAGUGUGGGAAGUCAUUUAAACGUUUUGAAUCUCUUCAAAGGCACCAGAGAAUACACACGGGCGAGAAGCCAUUUAAAUGCACUGUGUGUGGGAAGGCAUUUCCACAGUCAAUACAUCUUACCAACCACCGAAGAACGCACACAGGCGAGAAACCAUUCAAGUGCACUGUAUGUGGGACGGCAUUUGCACAAUCGGGAGAUCUUGUCAAACAUCAGCGAAUACACACGGGUGAAAAGCCUUUCAAGUGCACUGUGUGUGGGAAGGCAUUUGCACGGUCAGAAGUCCGAACCAAACAUGAGAAGAUCCACAAGAAGAGGAAGGUGAAAUCGACUUGUGCAAAUCAAAGUGUUGCAAAGAGAUCCUCUCUCGUGAAACAAGAAGCAGAAGAAAAUCCCAGUUUCACAACUUGGCCAGAAGUGAAGGUCAAAUGUGAAGAUGAAGAUUUGACUCCAGUGCUGGACAUCCAGGUCAAUGGAGGCAGUGUGAAGCAGGAGGAGAACUCAGACGCCGAGAGAGAGCGAGGUGACCCCCAGCAGUUUGUCGAUGUAGAGGUAUGGGUGGACUACUUGAGUGAUGCGAAGAAACCAGAAACACUUGUAGACUUUGAUUCUGUGUAGUUUAACCAGGAGCUUGAGACUAAGACACUCCUAACAAAUCACUGUAUUCACUUCUCUCAUUACAAGAAUGCAUGCAGCUAUAGGCAUCAUUCAGUCAGAGAUAGGCUCUCAGUAAAUGUGUAAUUCAGUGCAGUAGUGAAAUAUUGUCUCAUUGCAAGAUAGUAGGGGGUGCCGUUUUUGAUCGUUUAGAAUUUUAAUAUGAUUGUGAUAUUUAUUCUAGAGUUGAAGCUUUCGUGACUGCAAGGAUUCAUACUCUUAGGUUUUUUAGGUAAAGUCACGUAGGUAAAAAUAAGUAAAUAAUAAAAUAAUACAGAUAAAAUUAUAGAUCACGACGUUUCGGAGGCAACACAAGUCUCCGUCAUCAGGUGGGACCGUCACAGCUAAAUUUACUGUAUCAAGUGAGGCAAAAUUCCAAGAGACAAGCUCUUAAAUACAAGUUAAGGGGGAGGGAGGGGAAGGGCUUAUCUGAAUGUGGUAGCCAGUGCAUGGAACAUGUUGGGGGGGUGGGCGGGGCUAAAAGAGAACAAUCGGUGUACCUCGACUUGGGGUUGUAACCGGUGUUGGCUGACAAUCCAAAUACAAAAAGGGCAGUACUGUUAAACGCUGGGGAUGUCAACACUCGGUAAAGUAGAAUAGUACCUGUCAAAUAAGAUGGUACAAAUAUGUGUAGUUAAAUAUUUUUUACAUGGUUAAUAACAUCUUUCCAAUUAUUACUCAGUAUGUACCGAUCAUCAAGGUUGAAGUUAAGUCUGUGUUUGUAUAUCUGGAUGGCUUCGUGUACAAACUUUUGAUGGUAGCCAGAAAGUUUGCAGAGCACCUUGGUCUCGGAAAAGACAAUAUCAUGACCAAUAUCAUGACUAAGGUGCUUUACCGAAAAAAACCUAAGAGUAUGAUUGUGAUAUAUUUUUACUUUUGGAGUUGACAUCUUGUAGUGAUACAAAAUAAAUGGUUUUCUACUUAGUUCUAUAAUAUUCUAAUUGCCAAUUGACUGAUAAUGUUAUUAGAAUGCUUGCAGCAAGUGUGUUUUGUUAGUGUGUGGAGCCCAGUAUUGGAUGAAGCCUCUCAUUCGCCACACAUCUGCUCUGGUGCCUGCAUUGAUAUGUGGCAGGGAUCUGUGUUCAGCAUCGUUAAACCUCCGUGCGAGCCAGGUCCUUUUGCACAAUGGUGGGGAUAAUGUCUCCCAACCGGACAGUACUGAUGAUCCCAAUUAAACAUGAUUUAUGUUCAUAGGCAGGGAUAUGCGUUAAUUGAUGGGCUAUAAUAACAUGGGAGCAGUAUACCGUUGCAGUGGUGUCCUGCCUCUGCGUGAAGCUAUACUGAACACUGACAUUUCUGGAUCAUCUUAAAGAAAACGUCAGGAAAUGUCAAGACACGCAACAACCUCCUUUACAUAUUUUUUUUGUAUAUGGGUAACCACUUACACACUCUUUAUGUGGUACCCAUGACACACAACACGAAGACAAAUGACUCCCAUAUAGCCUCUAACAGAUUUUAGGACAAGUGCUGUUAGCGAAUAGCAAUGAUUGAAGCCGGCACCAGCACACGAGCAGAUGGAUGGCCAUGACCACGCAUUGCAACCUUUGUGUCCCCAGACACACUUGUACAUACAUUUUUUCUAAUGGCUGAUAUAGAUGCAACGCAACAACAACAAUUUAACUUUCAGGUGGCCAAGUUAGCCACUCAAGCACACUGCCCCACACGCAGUCACUCCACUCAAAAAUCACAGACACCAUGCUGAAGUUCACCCACACACGCAGAAAUCACACUACACCGAUCUUGAAUGAACUUCAGUUCAGUAAAUAUUCAGUGAGCAGCACCUAGCCUAUCCCUAUUCAAUCCCUGGGUGUACCCUCACUUUACUUCUCACCUCGCAGACGCACUCACGGUGUCGCAUGGACGCGGUGGGAGUCGGAGGGACGAGGGUAUGAGAGGUCUCUACCUGGGGUCGAGUAGUAGCAGCACUCGCCAGCAUGUCUCGGACGCUGCGAGCGGCUAGGAGUCGGAAUCCAAAGAUCCAGGGUCACGUGGUGUUAUCCUGUGCGGCCAAUUGGGCGCCUACCUUUUGAUUUUAAACCGAUGCCCCGCCCCAACCUGGAGCGUUGCGUGCCAUUACUUCUUGAUCCAUUGUCUACGCCCCCGUCCUCCCCACCCGGACUCAACCGGUUUGAUAGGGGUGGCCGUCCCGCGGAAUACACAGCUGCAGUCGGUCCAGGAAUUUUCCUCCCACCUCCUCUUAUGUGCUGCUUGCGGAGUGUUUGCCCACGAGGCCCUAUCUCCCUGUGCUGUGAGUGUAUCAUUGCGGUUAGCCCGGUGAGCUUCGUCGUGCCCAUACAAUUUUAAGCCAAUUCACGGGGGCCGCAAUGGAAUUUGGCCUGGGGGGGUGGGGUCAGCCAAUCUCCUGGCACUGGGAAACCGUGGGACAUCCCCGCUAGGGGCCCCUCGGGUAAAAACCCAUGGUACCAGGGACCCCCCCCCCCCCACACGUGGGUGCGUGUGUGUGUUUAGUGGGGGUGUGCAUGCGUUCGUGUGGAGGGGUGCUAGGGGAUGGCAGCGCCGGCAGAGUUGCUCCAUUGCCGUGGCACCACAUUGUCCACUGUGUAACCGGGAGUAAUCCUGUGGUGUGCCUUUACAAAGACUGCGGCGGGGCCUUCAAAACAACAACACAGCUGAGCGAACUUGCCGAACGGGUACCAGCAGUUCUUUCUACAGCAUUUGUUAUAAAGUGUUAAAUGUAUGCAUGGGUUUGUGUAAAUGUGUUUGUUUUUUACUUAUUAUGCUUAGAAUAACACUUAAUGGUAUUUUACAUAGAAUUGAAGCUUUCGUGUAUGCAGGAAUUACUAUACUCAUUGGUUCUUUCGGUAAAGUCACGUAUGUAGAAAUAAAAUAAAAUUUAAAUAAAUCACAAAUAAAAUAAAUCACGACGUUUCGAACGCAACACAAGCGCUCCUCAUCAGGUGAAAAUUGGGCAAAACAGCGAGGGAAUACACAGUGGGACAUCACACAGCACACAUAGAACGGCAAACUGCAUGGAGGCAAAUACAGCAAGAAGACAGGAAACGCGAACUCAACAAACCUUAGAAAUAUACGAUGCAAACCAGCUGGCCAACAACACAGACACUAACUUGGUUGACCACGUAUUUCAAAAGAAUUA